AAUCUGGGGGCCGUGGGGGUGCACAGCACAUAGUGCGUAAUAUAGAGAGGGAAACAUGACCGUGCACGACGUGUCCGGUCAAAACCCUAGAAAAUCAAAAUUACGACCUUCGCACAACAUAUUAUUAUAUCCUCAAUACUUGUUCUCUUUCUUCUCUCUGUUGCUUGGCGAUUCCAUUCUGAAGAUUUUCCUGUAACAAUCCAAGAUUUCAACUCCAAUGGCUGGGCAGAGGAAUAAUUAUGGAAAGCGUACUCAUUCUCAGUCUGACUAUGGUGAUAAUCGGGGAAAUAAAAGGAGAAAUUUUGGCGAUGACAGAGAUGUUUUUUCUAUCGGAUCAGAAGAUACUGUAUAUCGGUACCUGUGUCCUGGGAAUAAGAUUGGAAGUAUUAUUGGGAGGGGAGGGGAGAUUGUUAAGCAAUUAAGGGUAGACACUAAAUCAACAAUUAGGAUUGGUGAGACAGUGUCAGGAUGUGAUGAGCGUGUUAUCACUAUCCACAGCUCAAGUGCAGAGACAAAUGUUUCUGGUGACACUGACAAUCGUGUCUGUCCAGCCCAGGAUGCACUCUUCAGGGUGCAUGACAGAGUUGUUGCUGAUGACUUGGCUACUUAUGAUGAUUCGGAAGGAACCCCACAAGUUACUGUUCGGCUUCUUGUACCAUCUGAUCAGAUUGGAUGUAUUAUUGGGAAAGGUGGAUUGAUAGUUCAGAACAUACGUAGUGAAACUGGUGCCACAGUUCGCAUUUUGAAAAAUGACCAUUUACCUUCUUGUGCUUUGAGCUCUGAUGAACUCGUGCAGAUAUCUGGUGAAUCUCACGUCGUGAAGAAGGCUCUUUAUCAAAUUGCAUCUCGUCUUCAUGAUAAUCCAUCUCGGUCCCAGCAAAUGCUCGCUUAUGCUGUUCCCAAUGUGUAUCAUUCCAGUGGUUCACUAAUGGGUCCAAGUGGUGGUGCCCCAAUCAUGGGAUUAGCUCCAAUGGUGGGUCCUUAUGGAGGAUACAAAGGUGACAGUGGAGAUUGGUCACGCUCUUUUUACUCAUCUUCAAGGGAUGAGGCAUCUUCAAAGGAAUUUUGUUUUCGUUUGGUUUGUCCUACUUCAAAUAUUGGUGGUGUAAUUGGCAAGGGAGGUGCCAUAAUCAAUCAAAUUAGACAAGAGUCUGGAGCAAUGAUCAAAGUUGAUAGUUCGACUACUGAGGGAGAUGAUUGCAUAAUAUCUAUUUCAGCGAAAGAGUUCUUUGAAGACACAUUCUCUCCAACUAUUGAAGCAGCAGCGCGCUUGCUACCUAGGUGCAGUGAGAAAGUUGAAAGAGAUUCAGGUCUUAUUUCAUUCACAAUCCGCCUACUGGUGCCAACCACUCGGAUUGGCUGCCUUAUUGGGAAAGGAGGAGCUAUAAUUUCUGAGAUGAGGAGAAUCACUAAAGCUAAUAUUCGCAUUCUUUCAAAGGAAAAUCUUCCUAAAGUUGCAGCCGAAGAUGAUGAGAUGGUGCAGAUUUCUGGAGAACUUGAUGUUGCUAAGGAUGCUCUCACACAAGUAACUUCGCGGUUGAGGGCAAAUCUUUUUGAUAGGGAGGGUGCUGUAUCUGCACUUGUGCCAGUUCUUCCUUAUCUUCCCAUGCCAACAGAUGGUUCAGAUGGUUUGAAGUAUGAUAGUAGAGAUAGUAGAAGGCAUGGACGGGGUCAUUCUUAUUCUGGUGGAUAUGGCGGCACAAGUGAUUUGCCCCCUAUUGAUGGUUAUGGAAGUUAUGGUGGUUUGCAGAGUGGCAGUGGUUAUGGAUCUUAUGGCUAUUCUUCGGGACGUACUGGUAGCUCUGGGUUAUCUGGGCAGAACCCGGUUUCCCGGAGGAAAAAUUAUGGUUACUAAAAUUAAUGGCGACCUGCAGGUGUAGAGGUUAGUUUUGGAUACUGUUUCCUGAAUGAAAUUCCUCAAGGCACAAGAGUGAGUUUGACCUAAAAGCAUAAUCUUAUGGACUAUUCUGAUGUGUUCCACUCUAGUUACUAUUGGGAUCAUGGAGGCUCAUCUCAAGAUUUGUCGGGAAGUGUAGAAACUUGAAACUAAUCUGGUGGUAGGUUUCUUUUACAUUAUACAUUUCAGCCUGCUAGAAUUUCAUGCUAAAGUCGAUAUAAGUCUUGUUUGCAAUGGCAGGUUCUGUGGAUUUUGUUUUCCUUGGCACAUAAAACAGGUAACUUCUGUCACAGGUAAGUCUACCCAUGUGGGUGAAAGCACUAAAGCUUCGUUAAAUUUGUUUGCUUCUGUGUGUUAUUGUUAUCUAAGCUCUGCUAUCUUAUUAUCUGUUGUGUGUGUAAUUGAAGCAUCUUUCUUUGCAUCAUACUUGUAUUUGUUAAUUAUCUAUUUUAAGUUAUUGUGAGAAUGCUGUAACUUGAUUAUGGAUUCGGUAAUGAGAAUUGAAUUGUUUUUAAGUGCUUAUGUAUAAGAAUAAGAAUGCUGCUAGUUGCUUUCUUUCUGGAAUUAGUUUGAUGUUGUUGCAUGUAAAGAUGCCAGUUGUUUUUGACAGCAAUACGGUCUGCAUUUCCUUCUGUGCCAGGUGUAACCUUUUUAACUUCUUUAAUUUUUUUGGGGAUAGGGAUGCAAGGUGUAGCCAGCCAUACAAGCUAAUAUUUACUUUUGUUAAAAUUCGGAGUAGAUUAUAAAAAAUUAAGCAACAGUGGAUUGUUUUGAAGUGCGUAGAAGGAUUAAGAAUGAUGCUAGUUGCUUUCUUUCUGGAACUAGUAUGAUAUUAUUGCAUGUAAAGAUGCCAGUUGUUUUUGACAGCAUUAUGAUGGUCUGCAUUUCCUUUUGUGCGAGGUGUAGCCUUUUUAAUUUCUUAAUUUUUUUUGGGAUAGGGAUGCAAGGUGUAGCCAGCCACGUAAGCUAAUAUUUACUUCUGUUAAAAUUUGGAGUUGAUUAUAAAAAAUUAAGCAACAGGCAUUACUGUGUUAUGUAUUGUUGGCAUCAGAAGGUAAUAAUUCAAAUUUGAUUGCAUGUAAAAAUUGCCAGGUACUGAUAGGGAAUAAUAUUAGAUGAAGAAUCAGAAAGAUUUGUGUUGAUACAGACUCUAGAGUUGUUGGUAAUGCUGGAAUGUGGGGGAUAAAGUAGGCAUAAAUUAUACAUAGUCAUUUUGAUCUAUGAAGAUGACAUUGCUAUUUUAUUGAACAUGUCAAGUGUAGUGAAUACAGGAAAGAACAUCAGUGUUAUAAUCUAGUAAAAUAGUGUGAAUAUGUAUAUGGAUGGGGUGCACUUGAGAAUAUAAGAUGAAGAUAGGUUGGCUA
Messenger RNA from Camellia sinensis, 3261 nucleotides. RefSeq names its product RNA-binding KH domain-containing protein. Lineage: Eukaryota; Viridiplantae; Streptophyta; Magnoliopsida; Ericales; Theaceae. Gene Ontology annotation, molecular function: RNA binding. The record is from RefSeq and is a predicted model, not a curated record.